Molecule: messenger RNA, 1638 nt
Organism: Populus euphratica (Euphrates poplar)
Lineage: Eukaryota; Viridiplantae; Streptophyta; Magnoliopsida; Malpighiales; Salicaceae
Product: patatin-like protein 2
Exons: 8
Coding region: 81-1337 (418 amino acids)
Biological process (GO): lipid metabolic process
Molecular function (GO): glycerophospholipase activity; monoacylglycerol lipase activity
Source: RefSeq, a predicted model, not a curated record
AGGGGAGCAAAGGAGAAGCUCAAGUUGUAGUGAAGCAGAAAUAGUCACAGACUACAAAGUUGUAUUUCAGUUUUCACAAGAUGGGGAAUGGAAGUUCGAGUGGAUCAGGUCCUGAUGAUCAAUGCUUUGAAACAAUCCUCAGCAUUGACGGGGGAGGAGUGCGAGGAAUCGUUCCUAGCGUAGUCCUUACUGCUCUAGAAGCUAAGCUUCAGAGGUUGGAUGUGGAUAACAUGGAUGCGAGGAUUGCAGAUUAUUUUGACUUUGUUGCUGGGACCAGCACAGGAGGUCUUAUGACUGCCAUGCUCACUACUCCGAAUGCUGAAAAACGACCAGCUUUUGCAGCAAAAGAUAUUCUCCAGUUUUAUCUGGACAAGAGUCAACUCAUAUUUCCUCAAACCACCGAACAAGACGAAGACGAUGACCUUUUCGAUGAUGAAGCUGCGAUCAAUUCUGUCCUGGAUGAAGCAAGAAACCAGAUCCAGCAAUAUAAUAAUGAAAUGAGGAAUCAUGUAAUUGUAGACCCUCUCAUUUCUGCAUUACGGUUUCUUUUAAAGUGGAGAUUGCUUCCUAACUUUAUCCGUAAGAAACUUCGGAGUCUAGUUUUUCCAAGGUAUGAUGGUGUCAAACUACAUGAGAUAAUCAAGGAGGAAGUGGGACAGAAACUUCUCAGUGAUGCUCUGACCAACGUGAUAAUCCCCACUUUCGACAUCAAGCUUUUUAAGCCAGUCAUAUUCUCCAGCUUAAAGGCAAAACGUGAGAAAUCAACCGAUGCUGGAAUAGCAGAUGUUUGUAUUGGCACGUCUGCAGCGCCAUAUUACUUCCCUCCUUAUAAUUUUAAAACAACCGUUGAUUUCAACUUAGCUGAUGGCGGUCUGGCAGCCAACAAUCCUUCGUUGCUAGCCGUGUGUGAGGUGAUGAAAGAACAAAAGAUGGAUGGUCGUGAGCUUCUUAUUCUUUCACUUGGAACUGGAGCAGCUGACCAGAGUGACAGGUAUGUGGUUGGAGAUCCCAGCAAAUGGGGCCUCUUAAGAUGGCUUUGGUAUAGCGAGAACAACGGCAGCCCAUUGAUUGAUAUCUUGACAACUGCACCAGAUGAGAUGAUUUCGACGUAUAUAUCCACAAUCUUUAAAUAUUGUGGCUGGGAAGAUAACUAUUAUCGUCUUCAGGCUAAGAUGAAACUCUCUGAGGCCAAGAUGGACGAUGCUAGCCAAGAAAAUCUGAACAAUCUCGUGAAGAUUGGUGACGAUCUUGCAGCAAAGCACGAUGCCGAUCUUGAAGCCCUUGCGCAAAAACUGAUUAAGAACCGGAAAGCUCGCUUGGCCAGAAUUUCUGGUUGAUACAUUCCAAGUACACAAAUGUGUCUCGUCUGAAGAACUAUGAUAUUUACUAUUUUAAAUUAUGUUUUUGAUUUGAGAAAUAAAUGGAGGCCUGCAAUAAUGUUAGUGCUGGAGUCAACAUGAUGCAUGUCGAGGCCGGCAUCGUUGCAAAACCAAAGCCAUAUUAUGUGGUUUAAAUUCAGGCUUCUUUUGUGAGUUUGUGUUCAGUGAUGAGUUUGAAAAUAAGACUUCUUGACGACUUUGUUUAAGAAAAGUAAUGUAUUUUUGUUCUUUCAAUUAAUGUUACGAAUUUUAUCAGUCA